GGGUAAAGAGAGGCAUCUCCACUCCAGGCUGGAUUCAAUGCUCUAGAGGAGGAGCCACUUCCAGGACACACUGCGGGGACAUUGUUCUCAGAGGUCAGGGGACCUCCCCAGCCAGCUGGAGCUGCAGGGCCGUCCUGGUGAGAGAGCUGGAUCCCAAAGCCUGGGGAGCACAUCCUUAUCAGCAUUCUUCCCCUGGGGUCUCCCCCAGCCCUGGGGGUAAGACUUGGGGCACCUGGCCUGGCAAGACUCCCUGGAUUCCUCUGUCCAGAUGAAAAUAGACUUUACAGAUUUAAGAGAGCAUCUUAAAGAUGUGGAGUGAACAUCUGAGAGAGAAACGUUGUUGCCCAAAGUCACGCCGCCAUCCCUGGCUGCAUAGGAGUCCAAGCAAGGAGGUUCAGGUUUUGCCUGAGUGGUUUGAAGAAAUCAGGACCCCUCCCUGAGCACCCCUUCCACUUCUUCAUCUUUAAAACACUCUCUUCUACUCUAAGGAUUGAGUGAGAGAAAGUAUGUGAAGCUUGGGUGUCAUGAAAAAUACCUGCUAGAGCUCAAGACUGGCCAGCAGGCCAUGGGAGCUCCCAUCGGAGCAGGAAGGGGCCUUAGACAGCGUGGAAUUCAAGCUUCUCAUUUUUCAGAGGGAAAAACAGAGGACUAGAAGCUGGCAUAUGACUGGGGGUCCCAAGGUAUUAUGAUUACUGUUCUUUAUCCAAAUACAGCCCCUGUGAUGUUCCCGCCUUGUGAUUUCUCUGAAGAUCCCUGCAGGGGCUGGGAAGGAUUGCUGUGAGAAUUAGAUGAGUUAAUGUACAUCAAAUGCUAUAUGCCUGGCACAUAGAAGAGGUUAACUGGGGUGGGAAAAGCUCUGUCAGCCCCCAGCUUUCCUCAGAAGCCCUCCUGCAAGGCCACGAACAUGAGCCGCCUCUGCCUCUCUGCAUCCCUUCUCGUCCUCCUGGGCACCCUAGUGGCCGGCACCCCGGAGGGUGAAACCAGCAACCAGGCCCAAGAGCCCCUCCCAGUCCCUGCAGCCCUGCGCCCUGCCUUCUGCCUGGAGCCUCCCUACACGGGUCCCUGCCGGGCCCUGUUCAUCAGAUACUUCUACAACGCCAAGUCUGGGCUCUGCGAGACCUUUGCUUACGGUGGGUGCAGAAGGAAACAGAACAACUUCCUGGAUAAGGAGGACUGCAUCAGCACCUGUGGUGGCCGCAACAGGGCCCUAGGAGAGCCGGGCAGCUGGGCUCCCCUGAGAUGGUGACGUCCUAGGAGGCCCCACACAGGGCUGGGCUCUGGCUUCUGAAAGAGUUGAGCCUCUUCCUCUGCUUCCUUCUCAGACCUACCCUCUUCAGCAGAACCCUGCCUCUUUCCUCACCUUCAUCCCACUCUCCACCAUCACUGCACUCCUUGGAGGGGGCAGCGAUGGAAGUUCUGGCAUCCAGUUCUGAGCGUCAGUGGUGGCAGAGGAUUUUUCAAUAAAGAAACCCCUUUUCCCCACAGUGAUGUUGAAUAUUUAUCUGCCUGUGGCUUAAAUCUUAUAUUUAAUAAAUUCUUUUCCUAAUUAGA
This is a messenger RNA of Eubalaena glacialis (North Atlantic right whale), 1551 nucleotides long. RefSeq names its product serum basic protease inhibitor-like. Gene Ontology annotation, molecular function: serine-type endopeptidase inhibitor activity. NCBI's taxonomy places the organism in Eukaryota, Metazoa, Chordata, Mammalia, Artiodactyla, Balaenidae. The record is from RefSeq and is a predicted model, not a curated record. The coding region runs from base 905 to 1246 and encodes 113 amino acids. The transcript is spliced from 5 exons.